This is a messenger RNA of Heterocephalus glaber (naked mole-rat), 741 nucleotides long. RefSeq names its product ribosomal protein S16 (gene Rps16). NCBI's taxonomy places the organism in Eukaryota, Metazoa, Chordata, Mammalia, Rodentia, Bathyergidae. Gene Ontology annotation, molecular function: RNA binding; structural constituent of ribosome. Gene Ontology annotation, cellular component: ribosome; cytosolic small ribosomal subunit. Gene Ontology annotation, biological process: maturation of SSU-rRNA from tricistronic rRNA transcript (SSU-rRNA, 5.8S rRNA, LSU-rRNA); translation. The record is from RefSeq and is a predicted model, not a curated record.
ACAAGGUGAGCCGUAAAGUUCCCUCCUGUCGUGAUGUGGCGCACAAGACGCAUGCGCAGGCCCUGAAAAGGUGCUUGGGUGGCCCCGAGCUUUCCUUUUCCGGUUGCGGCGCCGCGCGGUGUGGAGCUUUGGUGUGCUUUAGCAACCAUGCCGUCUAAGGGUCCGCUGCAGUCCGUGCAAGUCUUCGGUCGCAAGAAGACGGCCACAGCCGUGGCACACUGCAAACGGGGCAAUGGCCUCAUCAAGGUGAACGGGCGUCCCCUGGAGAUGAUUGAGCCGCGCACGCUGCAAUACAAGUUACUGGAGCCUGUUCUCCUUCUGGGGAAGGAGCGGUUUGCUGGUGUUGACAUCCGUGUCCGUGUGAAGGGUGGUGGUCAUGUGGCCCAGAUUUACGCUAUCCGUCAGUCCAUCUCCAAAGCCCUGGUGGCCUAUUAUCAGAAAUAUGUGGAUGAGGCUUCCAAGAAGGAGAUCAAAGAUAUUCUCAUCCAGUAUGACCGGACCCUGCUGGUAGCUGACCCCCGUCGCUGUGAAUCCAAAAAGUUUGGAGGCCCUGGUGCCCGUGCUCGUUACCAGAAAUCCUACCGAUAAACUCAUCAUAAGAACUGGCAUUGGCCGGGGAUUUAGCUCAGUGGUUCCACCGCCUGCCUCACAAGCUAAGGACCCGAGUUUGAUCCCUGGUACCAAAAAAAAAAAAAAAGAAUUGGCAUUGACCUUUGUAAUAAACAUGGAAUUUUAAGGUUG